GUCUUUUCAAAGCAUGCCUGCUACUCACCAACUCUGUUUUGCUUCUGGUUUUUAUGGUUACACUCAUGCCCUAUUUAUUGCUUCCUAUGCUUGUUUCAUUUAUGCCAUAUAGACCUGCAAUUUUGUUUGCUACUAUAUGCUUUUCAGCAGCUGCCUGCAUCUACUCUUGCAUCUAGAUCUAGAUAUUUUAAUGACUGAUUAUUCUCAAAUAUUUUGAUAGUUUCCUGUUUAUACUGUCAGUUUAAUUAACUCUACAUUCGUUACAUUACAGCAAGCUUCUAUGGCGGGUCUCCUUGACGGUGUUAUAUGGGUGUGGCCUCAAUGGGACGCUGUCAAUCAUGACACUGUUUACCGACAAUGGAUUGUUGAGCUUGGAACUACAGAGGUGAAGAUUGAUGGCUAUUUGACGAAAGUAUUUUGCAUUUGCCAUUUGGAAGGGAAUGAUACAGAGUUUGAUUGUCGAUACUUAAAUGAAGAAGAUGCCAAUGAUGUAGGGUACAUGGGAACUAAGAUAGACAAAGAUAAAUGCAAGAGACCUACUAAACGAGGAAUCUUUGAGGAACUGCAAGAAGAUAAUGCUUUGGAGAAAUUGAAAGGUGGGCAUUGGUUUAAAGACAAUGAAAAUAUAAUUUUAGAUAUUGAUGAGGACUAUUUUGGGUGUGAAAGUGGAACAGAUUCGCUCAUCAAUGCCAAAAUUCCAUGGAAGUUGGUUGAAGAGAUCAAUAAACUACUGAAUGAACUCAUAUGCAUUAAAAUAACAGAACAUGAAAAACUAGCAGAUAGAUUACUGUACAACCAUAUAAAUUCCUUUAAAAGUUUAUGUUCACGAACAGGUAAGUGUGAUCUCACUAAAGCUCUUAAACUGCUUGAGGACGAAGUUGCAAAAUUGCCCAGGCAGAUAUUAUGCCAUGGUAGAAAUAAACAAAUGGUCAAACAGAUUUGCCUAAUGAUAAAUAACAAAAUUGCUAGACUGAGUAAAACACAAAUGAAUACCUUACAAGAAACAGGAUUCUGUGCCCAGACAACCGUCAAAUCGUUUACUCAUUUGUUGGAAAAUGAAAAUGGAUUCAAGGUAUGCCAUGGUGUAAAUGCGCCGAACCAAUCUGUUGUCAUCUUCCAUAGUCCCACAAUAGAGGAGACAAACACUAGAAUCACACUUCUGGGUGACUUACUUGGUGACAAACAUUUGCCCAAACCCAAACUAGUUACUCUAUGUAGGUCUAUGAGAGACGGUUACACACCUAAAUCUCAGUACCACAAGAUAGAAAAAGGUAUUAUUGACAGUGUGAUCAACUCACACAAAAAUUCUUUUGCAGUGUAUUAUGACAAGGAUUUAUUAGGAGGACAAAAAGGUUGGCCUGGGAGACAUACUGGUAAAUAAUAUUAUUUCUGUAUCCAUAGGCCUACCAUAGUUAUACCUGGAUUAAUUGAUUGAUAUAUAUCACUUAUAGAAUUACUUACAUUGGUAGAGAAGUGGAUCUACUCCACUGUUUAGAACAAACAUUACAGUUCUUUAUCGAAAGCCAUAACCAACAUGAUUACUUCUUACUGUACGCAAUACGAACACCUAAUUGGUACUCCAAAAGUUAGAACUAAGCUUUUACAUUUUGUAUGGGAAUGCAACUUUCGGCUGUAAGGUACAGGAUUAAACUACUAUUUUAUGGGCAACUCGUUUAAAUAUGAAUAGUACCCACUGACAGAGCUGGGGGGACCCAGAAAAGGAACAUUUUAGGACCCCAACUAGUGGACCUUUUUGGCAUUACUUGCACUUAAAAGGCCUUUUUUUAAUUUUAGGCCAUGUUAUAAAGAAAAUGGGUCUUACAUUUUCAAAAAAAGUUCCUUACAAGCUCUGAAAUAAAGCACCCACAUGUUGGUUCCCAAAUCUGCCACUGUUUCAUUCAUAUUAAAAUGAGUUGGUCAUAAAAUAGUAGGUUAAUCUGGUAGCCGACAGCCGAAAAAUGCAUUCGCGAAUACAACCAAGGUAAACUGUGUAAUAUAACUGUGUAAUACCACAAUACUGUGUAUACAUCCAAGUGCUAUGGCCGUUUUGUAUAACGAGGCUUUUGUUUAAUGCUUUAUAUCAUGUUUAUACUCAAGUGAGGCAAUGCUCAGUAUUACAAUGUAUACAUGAAUGUGGCAAUAUGUUUACGUGUUCAGUAUAUCCUUUUUGGUACAAACAUUUAUGUUUUUUAAUAUUUUAUAAUUAUAAUGUUUGUAAGGACAUCACAUCAGUGGUGUUUUUUUAACUUUGACGACUUUUGACGUAUUUUAUUAUUGUGGAGGCUGUUAUAUCUAAAUAAUAGUAAUAUUUCUCGUCUAUGAGGCUCAUGUAUUUGUUUGACUUUGAACAUUACAGUUGUGUAAUGUGUUGUUUGAUAUUGCUUUAUUUGGUUCUUAUAGUAUGAGAUUCGUGAAUGUCAAGUUAAUGUUCACAAAUUUUAAACCAUGACAUUGAAAAUUAGAUUCAUGCCGAUGAAUCGGUCUUCUCUAAAAUGAAGAUUUUUUCUUGCUUUAUGUACAUUAGGUGACUCAUAUUUUGAGAAACAAGUUUUAGAGAUGAGAUUAAAAUGUAUGUCUACCUGAAUAUAAUUGUAUUUUAUUAUAUACUAUUUUAAUAUUUGAAAUACGACUGUAUGGCCACUAUAUAGUAUCGGGAAUUAUCUUCAUUAAUCCAAUAUUGAGAUACUCACUAUACUACGCAUUCAUAUUCUGUGAACAUACAUAUGUUAUGCUCAUUUUUGUUAUGAAUUUUUGAAUAUGUACAUUUGUUAACGAUCAAUAAAAAAUACUUUCAUAUUAA
Messenger RNA from Owenia fusiformis, 2800 nucleotides. The record is from the annotation of a GenBank genome assembly. Lineage: Eukaryota; Metazoa; Annelida; Polychaeta; Sabellida; Oweniidae.